UGAAACGAAGCUCCUUAGCAACCAUGGAAAAACAAACGACUCUGAAGUUUUGCGGGCGCUACAUUUUUAUCGGAACAACGUCAGCUUUUUUCAACAGUUUUAUCUUUUCAGCUCGGCUGAGGGAGGAGCUGUGACAUGUCGAAAACCAAGAACGAGUUGAAAGCUGACGGCUUCACCGUCAAGGCCUUCAUGAAGAACUCCGUGGUUGGGGCGCCUCCAUCUACCGGGGUGUUUCAGAAGCGUCCGUCCAAACCCACCACCUUCCGGGUUUACUACGAGCGCAGGGAGCUCCCGAUCUCCGUGGACCACAACAACAGAGGCAAUGCCAUAGCGUGGAAGGUGGACAUCGAGAAACUGGACUACCAAUACUACCUGCCGCUGCUCUUCCACGGCCUUUGUGAGACUGUUUACCCGUACAAGUUCCUCGCCCGAGAGGGGAUCCGAGACAUGCUGAACCGGGGAGGGCCCAGGAUCCUCCCGGUCCUGCCCAAGCUCAUCAUCCCCAUCCGGAACGCCAUGAACACCAAAAACCAUGACGUGAUGUGCACCACCUUGAGAGUCAUACAGCAUCUGGUGAUGUCCGCAGAGGGGGUCGGUAUAGCGCUGGUGCCUUACUUAAAGCAGAUUCUGCCCGUUUUCAACCUCUUCAAGAACAAGAAGAGAAACCUCGGCGAUGCCAUCGAGAGCCGGAGGGAAAAAGAGAGCAUCGGUGACCUGAUUGAGGAGACUCUGCAGAUCCUGGAACACUACGGUGGCCCGGAGGCCUUUAAGCAGAUUAAAUCAAUGGUACCCACGUAUAGUCCCGUGUAAAGACUUGUCAGAGUGAGAGCUCUUGGAUUGUUGACUGUAUUUAUUUUGUUCCUUAAGAAGUUUGUUCCAAAGCUCUUGUUUUAAAUAUACCAGCUUGUCUGAAAAGUA
Molecule: messenger RNA, 918 nt
Organism: Poeciliopsis prolifica (blackstripe livebearer)
Lineage: Eukaryota; Metazoa; Chordata; Actinopteri; Cyprinodontiformes; Poeciliidae
Gene: pacrg
Product: PARK2 co-regulated
Exons: 1
Coding region: 136-810 (224 amino acids)
Cellular component (GO): vesicle; cytosol; neuron projection
Molecular function (GO): Hsp90 protein binding; Hsp70 protein binding
Source: RefSeq, a predicted model, not a curated record